CCAUCAUUCUAACAAGGUUUCGUGAUCAUUGGAACGUUCGUUAGUGACAAGAGUGUCUUGAAACAUAUUCCACUCCAAUGGAAUAAUAAACACGAGAAACUGUACAACAUCAUCUUGUAGCAAACCUUUGUUCCUGUAGCCCAGUGAACAUAUCGCCAGUAGCGUUAACGCUACAGAGAGGGCUGCAGUGCGGCGUAUUAUUUGCAGUUAUUGAUUACUGAAGAAAGCUCAAUCAGCAAGUUCAGGCGUAAUAAAGGAAGUGAGUAUGGCCUUGUGGUAUUUAAUGUCUCUAUUUGUUUUCGUGUACAUCUCGAUUACAUUAUGGAAACGGAGAGGAAAGCCACCAGGACCUUUUGGUUUUCCUUUGGUGGGUUACCUACCUUUCAUAGAUACUCGUAAACCAUACGAAACAUUUACACACCUGGCAAAGCGCUAUGGUUCAGUAUACGGACUUUGGAUGGGACAGGUAUACACAGUGGUACUAGCAGAUCCCAAUAUAAUUCGUCUUGUGCUUUCGAAAGAAGAAUCCACUGGCCGUGCUCCUUUGUUUAUUACACACGGUAUUAUGGGAGGUUAUGGAAUAAUCUGCGCAGAAGGUGCAUUAUGGCGUGAUCAACGUCGGCUAUCGAUUGAAUGGCUUCGUCGCUUAGGAAUGGUCAAGUUUGGACCGACUCGGUCUGACCUCGAACAAAAAAUUAUUGACGGCAUAAAUGAAUUGACGCAGGAUAUUGAUGCUUCAAUUAAAAUAGAAUCUGGGUUUAAUCCAUCUCCCGCGAUACACCAUGUCCUUGGAAAUCUGAUGAACAAUUUGAUAUUUGGUUUAUCUUACGAAAAAACUAAUUCUACUUGGCAAUAUCUGCAACAUCUUCAAGAAGAAGGCGUCAAACAUAUUGGUAUAUCAAUGGCGGUCAAUUUUUUACCAAUCUUAAGGUAUUUACCAUCGACACGGCGGAUUAUAGAUUUUUUGCUCAGUGGAAAAUCUAAAACACACAAAAUAUAUGAUGAAAUAAUAGCAAAUGCUCGAAAUCAAGUAGAAACAGAAUCUUACAAUAGUUGCAUUUUAACAAGCUUUCUUAAAGAGUCCGCUAAGCGCCAGAAUGUUGAUAGGGCAGAUGCCGCGUUUUGUAGCGAUAAACAGUUGCGUCAUUUGAUGGCUGAUUUAUUUGGUGCUGGAGUUGACACGACCUUCACUACAAUUCGCUGGGCUCUGUUGUAUAUUGCCCUUCAUCCCAAUGUUCAAGAGCGCCUGCGAGAAGAAUUACAACAAAGAUUACCCCCCCACCAAACACCUACCUUAGAUGACGUCGAAUUUUUGCCCUACCUGUGCGCUACCAUAGCGGAAGUACAGCGUAUACGUACGGUUGUACCGGUAGGAAUACCGCACGGAACGACAAAGGAAAUAACUAUCGCUGGUUUUCGGAUACCAUCCAACACGAUGAUUAUGCCCCUGAUCUGGGCAGUGCACAUGGAUCCCACUGUUUUCGCAGAACCGGAUACCUUCAAACCGGAACGCUUUCUCGACAUAGAAGGGCGAUUCGUAACAUCAAGCAACUUCCUCCCGUUCCAAGUUGGUAAACGGAUGUGUCCAGGAGAUGAACUAGCAAGAAACAUACUGUAUCUGUACAUAUCGCACAUAGUAUUGCGCUAUAGCUUUGAAAUACCACGAGAAGAUAUUUCUUCGAUCGACCUUAGUGGAGAGUGUGGAAUAACUCUGACACCACCGCAUUAUCGGAUUGCCUUUACUAAAACAGAAUGAUAAAACAUCAAAUUGUCCAUAUCGUACAAAGUACUUGAGUUUCAAUAAUGCGCGAGUGCUAGAACUAAGCUUUUGAACACAAUUUGAAAGCGGUUUCAAUAUCAAAACAUUAACAAUAAACAGAUUGUUU
Anopheles coustani is the source of this 1886-nucleotide messenger RNA. RefSeq names its product cytochrome P450 306a1 (gene phtm). The record is from RefSeq and is a predicted model, not a curated record. Gene Ontology annotation, biological process: xenobiotic metabolic process. Gene Ontology annotation, cellular component: cytoplasm; intracellular membrane-bounded organelle. Gene Ontology annotation, molecular function: heme binding; oxidoreductase activity, acting on paired donors, with incorporation or reduction of molecular oxygen, reduced flavin or flavoprotein as one donor, and incorporation of one atom of oxygen; iron ion binding. Lineage: Eukaryota; Metazoa; Arthropoda; Insecta; Diptera; Culicidae. The transcript has 7 exons. Bases 266 to 1756 code for a protein of 496 amino acids.